This is a messenger RNA of Alnus glutinosa, 1759 nucleotides long. Its product is annotated as carboxyl-terminal-processing peptidase 3, chloroplastic. Lineage: Eukaryota; Viridiplantae; Streptophyta; Magnoliopsida; Fagales; Betulaceae. Gene Ontology annotation, biological process: proteolysis. The coding region runs from base 55 to 1623 and encodes 522 amino acids. The record is from RefSeq and is a predicted model, not a curated record. The transcript has 12 exons. Gene Ontology annotation, molecular function: endopeptidase activity; serine-type peptidase activity; protein binding.
UAUACAACGGUUGUUUCUGCAACUUCCAAAACGGACGACAUUUUUCAUCCGGAAAUGGAACCUCUGUGCCGCAACCUGGAUCUCAAACCAACCCAUUGCUCACCAAUCUCAACCAAAUUUAUGAAACCCACUUCACUACCCCGCCAUUCUCAUCGGCUUUCGGGCUUAAAUCGCCCGAGAAGUAAGAACCGGAGUGUGUUAAUGGUGCCAUGUGCUUGGUACAAACCAGAGGCAGAGUCCGAGACGCAACGUCUCAGUAGCCAAGAACUGAUGAGGUCAUUGGGAAAAGGGCUUUUUGGGUUUGCCGCCGCAACCGCUGCUUUUGCUUCUGUCUGCUGUGAUUCCCCGGCUCUCGCCGAGUCUCUCACCGUUGCUUUUCCUGCUUCACGAGCUCAAGAGGUGAAUACAGUUCAAAGAACACUUGUGGAGACUUGGGGUUUGAUUCGGGAAACAUUCGUAGACCCAACAUAUAAUCAUCAAGAUUGGGAUUCAAAGCUGCAGCAAACCAUGGUGGAAAUGUUUCCCCUUAGAUCAGCUGAUGCGGCAUAUAAGAAAAUAAGUGGAAUGCUUUCUACUCUUGGAGAUCCAUUUACUCGGAUUAUCAGUCCAAAGGAAUAUGAAAGUUUCAGAAUUGGAAGUGAUGGAAAUUUGCAAGGAGUCGGCCUUUUCAUAACUGCCGAACCAAAAACGGGCCAUUUGGUUGUUUUGUCUUGUGUGCAAGGUAGCCCAGCUGCUCGUGCUGGCAUACAUGAAGGAGAUGAGUUGAUUGAGAUUAAUGGGGAGAGGGUUGAUGGCAUUGAUGGCGAAGCAGCUGCACAGAAGCUUAGAGGCCGUGCUGGAACAGCUGUUACAGUAAAAGUCCAAAGUAGCGAAGCUUCAGGAAGUGAUUAUAGUAUCAGAGAGGUCAAAGUACCUCGGGAGUACAUUAAGCUUUCUCCCUUAUCGAGUGCCAUCAUCCCUCAUAGAACUGCAGAUGGCCAUCUGACAAAAACUGGUUACGUUAAGCUGUCAGCUUUCUCUCAGACUGCUGCUGCUGAUAUGGAACAUGCAAUUCAUGAAAUGGAAAGUCAGGAUGUGCAGGCAUAUAUACUUGAUCUGCGGAAUAAUCCAGGGGGGCUGGUAAAAGCAGGACUUGAUGUUGCCCAAAUAUGGCUAGAUGGGGAUGAGACUCUUGUGAACACAAUUGAUCGGGAUGGAAAUAUGUCACCCAUAAACAUGAUCAAUGGGCAUGCCAUAACUCGCGAUCCACUUGUUGUGCUUGUCAAUGAGGGAAGUGCAAGCGCAAGUGAGAUUUUGGCAGGAGCACUACACGACAAUGGCAGGGCUAUACUUGUUGGGAACAAAACCUUUGGGAAAGGAAAAAUUCAGAGUGUCACAGAGCUCCAUGACGGGUCGGCUCUCUUUGUAACGGUUGCAAAGUAUCUAUCGCCGGCACUCCAUGACAUAGACCAGGUUGGUAUAAUACCUGAUGUGCAGUGCACAGCCACAGCAGACAUGCUGAAUUCUCCUAAAGAUUGGUUGUUAAAGGAGAAGAGCUCAGUUUCAUCUCUGGAAGCGGAUUCCUGUAUCAUGGUAGCAGAGCAUGAAUUGGACGUUCAACAGUCCAAAGGGACUGCCUCCUGAAAGAUGGAUAGCUUUGUGCCCUAGAAAAAUGGAUGUAUAUAUGCUUAGCAAGAAUAUAUAUGUACACACACACAAGAAUAUUGUAAUUUAAUUAUAUUGCAAGUAAAUGAAUAUAAUUAUACAACUGGUUUGCCAA